CGGAAGCGGAAGUAGCGGGCGGCGCGGGCAGCACGUGGAGGGGGGCGCGCGCCAUGGAGGCGGCCUGCAGCCUGAGGCCCAUGGCCUGCGAGCAGAACCUGCUGUCCCAACCCGACGGCUCCGCCUCCUUCCUGCAGGGUGACACGUCGGUCCUGGCGGGAGUGUACGGGCCGGCAGACGUCAAGGCCAGCAAGGAGAUCUUUAACAAGGCCACCCUGGAGGUGAUGCUCAAGCCUAAGGUGGGGCUGCCCGGCGUGGCAGAGAAGAGCCGGGAGCGGCUGAUCCGGAACACGUGCGAGGCCGUGCUCUUGGGGACGCUGCACCCCCGCACCUCCGUCACCGUGGUCCUGCAGGUGGUCAGCGACGCCGGCUCCCUGCUCUCGUGCUGCCUGAACGCCGCCUGCAUGGGGAUGGUGGACGCCGGGCUGCCCCUGCGGGCCCUCUUCUGCGGGGUCACCUGCGCCCUCGGCCCCGACGGGACCCUCGCCGUCGACCCCACGGCCAAGCAGGAGAAGGAGGCUCGGGCCGUGCUCACCUUCGCCCUGGACAGCGUGGGGCAGGAGGUGCUGAUGACGACAACCAAGGGGCAGUUUUCCGAGGCGGAGCUCCAGCAGAGCCUGGCUGCGGCUCAGGCUGCCUCCCACCUCGUCUUCAGCUUCUACCGCGACUCCUUGCAGCGGCGCUACUCCAAGAGCUGAGGCCCCGGGGGGUCUCCCCCGCCCCGCUAACCCCCACACGGGACAGCUGGGGGGCCGCCCCCUCCCCCGCCGACACCCACACGGGACCUCGCGGGGGGGGGGGGGGGAUUCCCGCCCCCUCCCCCCUGACGCCCGUAUAAUACAGCCGCCGGCGCUCGGCCUCCCUCUCCCAUCCACCA
Ornithorhynchus anatinus (platypus) is the source of this 877-nucleotide messenger RNA. RefSeq names its product exosome component 5 (gene EXOSC5). Bases 54 to 698 code for a protein of 214 amino acids. The transcript is spliced from 6 exons. Gene Ontology annotation, cellular component: nuclear exosome (RNase complex); cytoplasmic exosome (RNase complex); nucleolus. The record is from RefSeq and is a predicted model, not a curated record. Gene Ontology annotation, biological process: rRNA catabolic process; nuclear mRNA surveillance; poly(A)-dependent snoRNA 3'-end processing. Lineage: Eukaryota; Metazoa; Chordata; Mammalia; Monotremata; Ornithorhynchidae.